UUGCUGGGGCGGCGGCGGCGGCGGUUGCGGCUGUUGCGGAGCACGGGCGGUGCGCGGCUCUGCCCGGGCUCGCAGGGCGGAUAGAGCGGGGCCGGCGCGGUGGAGCGGGGCCGCCAUGGGCUCCCAGGUGCUGCAGAUCCUGCGCCAGGGUGUGUGGGCGGCGCUGAGCGGCGGCUGGUACCAGGACCCGCACCAGGGCGCGGGAGUCAACGCUCUGCACCUCUACCUGUGGCUCUUCCUGCUCGGCUUCCCCUUCACCCUGUACAUGGCUCUUCCUUCUUCCAUGAUGAUAGUAGCUGUCUACUGCCCGGUGAUAGCAGCUCUCUUUAUCGUUUUGAAGAUGGUGAAUUACCGUUUGCACAGGGCACUGGAUGAGGGAGAAAUUGUGGAGAGGAAUGCCAGUGAGCAUAUGGAUAGAGGUGCAAAAACAGAACAAAGCAAUGUUUCAGCCAAGAGGAAAGACAGCAAUGGGCCCAGUGAUCCUGGUGGAGGGAUUGAGAUGUCAGAGUUCAUACGAGAAGCAACUCCCCCUGUUGGCUGUAGUUCACGCAAUUCUUAUGCUGGGAUAGAUCCAAACAACCAGGUUGGAUCUGGGUUAUCUCGUCUGGGAACAGCAGCAACUAUCAAAGGUGAUACUGACACUGCCAAGACCUCUGAUGAUAUCAGUUUGAGUCUUGGCCAGAGUUCUAGCCUAUGUAAAGAAGGGAGUGAAGAACAAGAUCUGGCAGCUGAUCGGAAGCUUUUUCGUCUGGUAUCGAACGACUCGUUUGUCUCCAUCCAACCUUCAUUGUCCUCUGGACAGGAUUUGCCAAGGGACAACAGUGACAAAGUGUGCCUCUCGAACAACCAGCUUGUGGACCAGUCUAAAACCAGUGCAUGUGACACAGAAGUAGCUUCGCUUGUAACUCUGCAUUCUCACUCAUAUAGGAAGGAUCAUAGACCACGAGGUGUACCAAGGACUUCUAGCUCUGCUGUUGCUUUUCCAGAUGCUUCACUAAAUGACUUCCCUCUCUAUCAGCAAAAACGAGGACUAGAUCCUGUCAGUGAAUUAGAAGCUUCCAAGCCCCCUUCUGGAUCCAGAGAGUCUUUGGGUGAGAACUCUUGCAUUUCAGGAGUUUUUCAAUUAGAUGACAUUCUGAAAAGUAGCAGCCCUCAACCAUUGACUAAGAGUGGGAAGAGCAAAUCCUUGAAAGCAGACAAAAGUAUGGACAGUCUGAGAAGCCUGAGUACUAGAAGCAGUGGUUCAACAGAAAGCUACUGCAGUGGGACUGAUCGCGACACUAACAGUACCAUCAGUAGCUAUAAAAGUGAACAUACUAGCUCAACGCAUAUAGAAAGCGUGUUGUCAGAGCACGAGGAGGAGUCUCCUAGAGAAGAGGAAAAGGGUGGUAAGAAAAAAGACUGUGGUAUUGACUCAGAGGAUGACAGUAGUUCUACUACGGAUAAAAGGACUAGUAGUGAAAGGACUGCUGUUGAAGUGAGCACUAUUGGUGGUGUUCAAGAGGUAAAGGGUUCUAAUGCAUCUGACGAGAUGCACAGCCAGAAAGGUCUUGGUGCCUCUGCUUCGGAAGAGGCCAAUAAGAACCCCCAUGCCAAUGAAUUGACUAUACAAACUGACAGGCCGCUUGGGAAGGCUGCUGAACAAAGAGAUGAGCAAAGUGAGAAACUAGUUGUGUUAGUAGAUUCAAGAGCUUCUAAAGAAACAAGUGGAAAACAAAAAGAAGGAGAUGUUCGACCAAAAUCUUCUAGUUUAAUACAUCGAACAGCCUCUACCCACAAGUCCAGCCGGAGAAGGACAGGAAAAAAGCGGGCUAGUAGCUUUGAUUCAAGUCGGCACAGGGAAUAUGUUUCCUUCCGAGGUGUAUCUGGUACUAAGCCUCACAGUGCUGUGUUUUGUCACGAUGAGGACUCCAGUGAUCAAAGUGACUUGAGCAGGACAUCAAGUAUGCAGUCAGCUCACCAGUUCAGCAGUGAUAGCUCUUCCAGCACCACCUCCCAUUCAUGCCAGUCUCCUGAGGGAAAGUACAGUGCUCUAAAGACCAAAUACGUUUCUAAAGAACGUGGGGGCACAGACCUUGAAAAUGCUCACAAAACCCACGUAAGCUCUGAAGGAAUUAGCAAAAAAAGAUCUACACGACGGACUUCUAGCACAAACAGUGCCAAGAAUCGUGCCAGAGUUUUAAGUCUGGACAGUGGUACUGUAGCUUGUUUGAAUGACCCAAAUAGUUUAAUGGCACCAGGUAACAUAAAACAGUUAACCACUUCAAAAUCUGAUUUGGAAGCCAAAGAAGGAGAGGUGCUAGAUGAGCUAUCUCUGUUGGGAAGGGCUUCACACUUAGAGUCAGUCACUCGUUCUAGGAAUAGCUUACCAAACCAGGCUACAUUUCCUGAAGGGGAAGAGCAAGAAUCAGCAAGUGGAGCAGCACAAGCCAGCGAGGAGACUGUCACAUUUCGUCGUGAGCGCAGCACAUUUAGGCGUCAGGCAGUACGACGCCGGCACAAUGCAGGGAGUAACCCUACCCCUCCUACAUUGCUCAUCGGAUCACCCCUCAGCCUUCAAGAUGGUCAGCAAGGCCAGCAGUCCUCCCAGGUCAGAGUGCAGUCCCGCCCCCCUUCCCAGGCAGCUGUGCCCGGCGCUAGCGCCUCCUUGCUGGUGAGAAAUGGGAGUGUCCACUUAGAAGCAUCACAUGCCACUGCAUCUGCUGUAGGCGGUAGCAGUUUGCACGAUGAACUUGGUAAGUUCAGUUCUACGCUCUACGAGACAGGGGGCUGCGACAUGUCACUUGUGAACUUUGAGCCAGCUGCAAGAAGAGCAUCCAACAUCUGUGACACGGACUCUCACGUAUCGAGUUCUACCUCAGUUCGCUUUUAUCCGCAUGAUCUACUUUCUCUUCCUCAGAUCAGGUUGAACAGGCUGCUAACAAUGGAUACAGAUCUGCUGGAGCAGCAAGAUAUUGACCUGAGCCCUGACCUUCAGGACCACAUGCAACCUCAAGAGGAAGCAGCUCAAAAAGUCAAGCAGUACUAUCGCUUUUGGAUCCUGCCUAAGCUUUGGAUUAGCAUCAAUUUUGAUAGAUUAACUCUUCUGGCUUUAUUUGAUAGGAAUCGUGAGAUCCUUGAAAAUGUAUUAGCUGUCAUCCUAGCUAUUCUAGUUGCAUUUCUGGGCUCUGUACUUCUUAUAGAGGGCUUUUUCAAGGAUAUUUGGGUCUUCCAGUUCUGCCUGGUAAUAGCCAGUUGUCAGUACUCGCUGUUGAAGAGUGUUCAGCCAGAUUCUUCUUCCCCUCGACAUGGUCACAAUCGUAUCAUAGCCUAUAGUAGGCCUGUAUAUUUCUGUUUAUGUUGUGGUCUUAUUUGGCUGUUGGAUUAUGGCAGCAGAAACAUAUCUACAACAAGAUUCAGGUUGUAUGGAAUGGCUUUCACCAACCCAUUACUGCUGCUGUCAGCCAGGGACUUAGUUAUAGUGUUUACACUAUGUUUCCCUAUAGUAUUCUUCAUUGGUCUCCUGCCUCAGGUGAAUACAUUUGUGAUGUAUCUCUGUGAACAGCUGGACAUUCAUGUCUUUGGUGGCAAUGCUACCACAAGCCUGCUUGCAGCACUUUACAGUUUUAUCUGUAGUAUUGUGGCAGUAGCAUUGUUGUAUGGACUGUGCUAUGGUGCCCUGAAGGAUUCCUGGGAUGGGCAGCAUAUUCCAGUUCUUUUCUCCAUAUUUUGUGGUUUGUUAGUGGCAAUAUCGUAUCAUCUCAGCAGACAAAGUAGUGAUCCUUCUGUACUUUUCUCUUUAGUGCAAUCAAAAUUUUUUCCUAAUUCUGAAGACAAAAACCCUGAGGAUCCUCUGUCUGAAGUAAAAGAUCCUUUACCUGAGAAGCUUAGAAAUUCUGUGAGUGAACGAUUGCAGUCUGACCUGAUUGUGUGUAUAGUCAUUGGUGUACUCUAUUUUGCAAUUCACGUCAGUACAGUAUUUACAGUUUUACAGCCUAUUUUAAGUUAUGUUCUUUAUGCAUUGGUGGGUACAGUAGGCUUUGUGACCCAUUAUGUUCUGCCUCAACUUCGAAAGCAACUUCCUUGGCACUGCUUUUCUCACCCACUGCUGAAAACCAAGGAAUACCAUCAGUUUGAAGUCCGAAAUGCUGCACAUGUUAUGUGGUUUGAGAAACUUCACAUUUGGCUCCUUUUUGUAGAGAAGAAUGUUAUCUAUCCACUGAUAGUCCUCAAUGAGCUUAGUAGCAGCGCUAAGAAUAUUGCUAGUCCAAAGAAACUGGAUACUGAGUUGGGUGCUUUAAUGAUCACAAUAGCUGGCUUGAAGUUACUGCGUUCAUCAUUCAGUAGCCCAACGUGCCAGUAUGUCACUGUUAUUUUCACAGUGCUCUUCUUUACUUUUGAUUACAAAAGUUUUACUGAGACCAUGCUGCUAGAUCUGUUCUUCAUGUCCAUACUCUUCAGCAAGCUUUGGGAACUCUUUUAUAAAUUGAGAUUUGUAUAUACCUACAUUGCUCCAUGGCAGAUCACCUGGGGAUCUGCCUUCCAUGCUUUUGCUCAGCCCUUUGCUGUGCCACAUUCUGCCAUGUUGUUUGUCCAAGCAGCUGUGUCAGCUUUCUUCUCUACUCCACUGAAUCCUUUUCUGGGAAGUGCAAUAUUCAUCACUUCAUAUGCCAGGCCUGUCAAAUUCUGGGAAAGAGAUUACAACACAAAGCGUGUGGAUCAUUCAAAUACUAGACUGGCUUCGCAGCUUGAUCGGAAUCCAGGUUCAGAUGAUAACAACCUGAAUUCUAUCUUCUAUGAACAUUUAACCCGUUCCCUUCAGCACAGCUUAUGUGGAGACUUGUUGUUGGGUCGCUGGGGAAACUAUAGUACUGGGGACUGCUUCAUCCUAGCCUCUGACUACCUCAAUGCACUAGUACACCUUAUAGAGAUAGGAAACGGCUUGGUCACCUUCCAGCUGAGGGGGCUUGAAUUCAGAGGAACUUACUGUCAGCAACGAGAAGUAGAGGCCAUCACUGAAGGUGUAGAGGAAGAUGAAGGUUUUUGUUGCUGUGAACCAGGCCACCUUCCUCACAUGCUUUCCUUUAAUGCUGCCUUUGGGCAGCGUUGGCUGGCUUGGGAAGUGCUUGUGACAAAGUAUGUUCUGGAGGGUUACAGCAUCACUGACAACAGUGCAGCUUCCAUGCUUCAAGUCUUUGAUCUCCGGAAAAUUCUCACUACUUACUAUGUGAAGGGAAUCAUCUAUUAUGUCACGACAUCCCCCAAGCUAGAGGAGUGGUUAGCUAACGAGACAAUGCAGGAAGGACUGCGGUUGUGCACAGACCGCAAUUAUGUUGAUGUAGACCCAACAUUUAACCCCAAUAUUGAUGAGGAUUAUGACCAUCGUCUGGCGGGGAUCUCAAGAGAGAGCUUCUGUAUGAUAUAUUUGAACUGGAUAGAAUAUUGCUGCUCUCGAAGAGAAAAGCCACUGGAUUCAAGUAAAGACUCACCCCUAGUGACAUUGUGUUAUGGACUGUGUGUUCUGGGGCGGAGAGCAUUGGGAACAGCUUCACAUCAUAUGUCUAGUAAUCUGGAAUCCUUCUUGUAUGGCCUGCAUGCCCUGUUUAAGGGUGACUUCCGUAUAUCGUCAAUUAGAGAUGAAUGGAUCUUUGCUGACAUGGAAUUGCUGAGGAAAGUAGUGGUUCCUGGCAUUCGGAUGUCACUUAAGUUACAUCAGGAUCACUUCACUUCUCCAGAUGAAUAUGAUGAUCCUUCUGUCCUUUAUGAAGCUAUAACAACCCAUGAAGAAAAUCUAGUUAUAGCACAUGAAGGGGACCCUGCUUGGCGGAGUGCAGUUCUUUCCAAUUCUCCGUCCCUUCUUGCUCUGCGUCACGUGAUGGAUGAUGGCACCAAUGAAUAUAAAAUCAUCAUGCUAAAUAAGCGGUAUCUCAGUUUCAGGGUCAUUAAGGUGAAUAAGGAGUGUGUGCGUGGCCUGUGGGCAGGGCAACAGCAGGAGCUUGUCUUCCUGCGUAAUCGUAAUCCAGAGAGAGGAAGUAUCCAAAAUGCUAAACAAGCUCUGAGGAACAUGAUUAACUCCUCUUGUGACCAACCAAUUGGAUACCCAAUCUAUGUCUCACCUCUGACUACUUCUUAUUCAGACAGUCAUGAACAGCUAAAGGACAUUCUUGGAGGAGCCAUCAGCUUAGGAAACAUCAGAAACUUCAUAGUGUCUACAUGGCACAGACUAAGGAAAGGCUGUGGAGCUGGCUGCAAUAGUGGUGGAAAUAUUGAAGAUUCAGAUGCUGGAGGUGGAGCUUCUUGCACAAGUAAUAAUGCAACUAUCAAUGAGUCACAGAGCAGCAUGUCACAAGGAGGAGGGAAUGCAACUACAGGGCAGGGACCUGGAGCAGUACAGCACCCUCCUGUUGCAGCUCAUCCCACAACUUUUCCUGCAGCUCAUCCACCAACUCAUCCCUCCACUCUGGGCACCAGUCACAGCUCUCACUCUGUGCAGUCCAGCCUUGUCAGACAUUCCCCUGCCCGUGCCUCAGUAGCUAGCCAUUCAUCUUAUUGCUACGGCAGUCGUCAUUCAUCUCUUCGCACAUCCACAACAGGCUUUGUGCCUUGUCGGCGCUCUUCCACCAGUCAGAUAUCCCUUCGUAACCUCCCAUCGUCCAUCCAGUCCCGCCUAUCUAUGGUGAACCAAAUGGAACCUACUGGCCAGACUGGGGUCAGCGUGCAGCAUGGACUGCCCUCUUCUAGCAGCUCCAGCCAAAGCAUCCCAGCCUGUAAACAGCAUGCCCUUGUGGGCUUUCUAGGGACAGAAGGAGGGAGUAAUGCAGCUGAAACUCAGUCAGGUGGCAAUGCAAGCCCUGCAAAUCAAAUGCAAGCCAAAAAGGAUGACGUUAUUUACAGAAUCCAGUUAAUGGAUCCCAGUCAAGUACUGGAAGGGAUCAACGUGUCAAAAAGGAAAGAGCUGCAGUGGCCAGAUGAGGUGAUACGGCUAAAAGCUGGAAGAAACAGCUGGAAAGACUGGAGUCCUCAGGAAGGCAUGGAAGGCCAUGUGAUUCACCGCUGGGUGCCUUGCAGCAGAGAUCCAAGUAGUCGGUCACAUAUAGAUAAAACCAUCCUGCUGGUUCAAAUUGAAGAUAAAUAUGUUGCUGUUGUUGAAACUGGAGUCCUUGAACUUGGGGCUGAAGUGUAAAUCUCUUUGAGACUGAAACUUCCCCUUCUCCAAUGGUUCAGAAGAGAGAAGGGUCCAGAAGAAGCAGCUCCUGGGACUUGAAACUUUGGUCCGGUUGUAGGAAAGGACUUGAAACACAGAUUUGUCUAAGUCCCUUUCCCCAAAUAAACACGUGUAAGAAAAUUUUUUAAGUUGUUAGCUGCUGAAGAAACACUUGCAUGAAGGAUAGAUUUGUUGAGACAUAUCUUUUUGUUUAUAAAUUUUGUUAUGCAUUGCGUAAUGCUUUAAAUCAACAAACUUUUCAGUUCUAAGAUCAGAGCACCUCAUAUUUUUCUAAUUGUUUUGCCAAAAAUUGCCAUGUCUUGUCACAGAGUGUGUGGAAUUCAUCCACCUUAUUUUAAAGAAAUUGACUACAAACCUUCAGUUUGGUAAAACAGUGUAAGGGUUUCAGGUGUGGCAAGAAGAGACUGAACAGAUGUAUAGAUUCUUAUUCCUUAUGAGCUAAACAUUAAUGAGAACUGCACUAAUUUUUUUACAGCAAUGCACUAAAAACAACCCUGAGAUUGCUGAGAACAUUUAUUUAUAUAUAUAAAUAUAAGUAUAUAAAAUACCAUUAUUUAAAUUGCCUUUGGGAUUAAUCCCCUCCCUCUCCAUAUACAUGUUGAUGGUAAGGGCUGUGCCAUGGGUUUGGUUCUAUGUUCUGUAUUUCGUACAAGUGCAUUUGCUGCAUCCUCUUCACAAUAAAUGGUAAAAUAACAAAUACAUAGAAAAGCACCUGAGUAUCCCUGUACUACAUCAGACUUUAUUGUGGUGGCAGUGGUACCUCAAACCUGUACAACACGUCUAGCUUUAACGUGGGCCCCAGUAUAUGACCUUUCAUCUGUCCUCCCUUCACUAGCCAUAGCUGCUUGGCUUCUUUACCCAGAGCUGGCUGUGUUGUUUCAUUGGCUUUUCUCUGGCAGGCACGGUUGUUACAGUUGUGUAGGGGGAGGUGCAGGGUCCGUGAUUUCUUCAUGGAUGCUUGAAGGUUUUUUUUAUUCUAUCCAAUUUAAAAAGAAAAAAGACAACAACAACCUCCCUCCCUCCAACAACAAAAAAAGAAUGCAAGAAAACUUGACUUCUGUUUUUAAAGGUCUUUUAUAGAAGGCACAGCCCUAAACUUGUAUCACUUUUACCACCUUGCCUUUUCUUUCCCUUUAGUCUUCAUUCUUUUCUAUGACUUGAAUUUUAUUUUCUGUGGUUAUAUAUUCUAUGUAAGUGUAAUUUGAGUAUUUAUAACUGUGAAGUUGAAUUAUUCAUGUGUUACAUAUCCUAGGUUUUAUUGUAUUUUUUUAAAAGUGUGUAUUCAGGGAAACAAGUAACUCAGAACUAUCAUGGGAGUGUGAGAGGGAAACUGGUUUGUUCUUGACUUGCAAUUCCUGUGAUUCACUUUUCUUAAUCCGUAAGAAAAAAAUGUACCUGUUGUGAUUGUUUCCUGUUUCUGACCUGUAAUUACAUAGGACUCUGUGGAGAAACUGCAUACAGUCCUAGCUUUUGGGAGCAGCCAUCUUCUUCCCAGCCACCUCCACUUCUUUAUAUGUAUUGCAAGCAGAAGAGACUUCUGAUAUACCACAGAGGUUGUAGUAAUUAUUUCUCUGACAUCAGAGAAACAUUGUCCAUUACGUACCUAAUGUAAGAAUGAAAUUGUAUGGGAUAAGGAGGAAAAAAAAAAAAAGGAAGGAACAACUACCUACGAAGCAUUAGUAUUUCAACUCAAGUCACUGUAUGCCAUCUAGCCAUGAAAGGGUAAGUGUGUGCCUGGUAGCUAGUCAAUUCUAGAUACUGUUCCCAGUGAAUGAUACUGGGACCUUGCUUGUGUUGUAUUCUAUGCAAACUUGUCCUCAAAAUACUGUGCAUCUUACAGUUGCAUAUUACUAUUCAAUUUAUUCAUAUGCAGUCCCAUUCAGUCAUGGUAUAAAUGCACAGUUCUGGAUCUGCCGCAGUUAAAACUGUCGGACAACAAAAUUAUUUGUCAUAAGUACACAUUAUAGUGUAGUUGAAUUCAUCUCCUGCAUAUCGGAAAAUGUACAGUAGAUGAACCUUCUUUAGCAGUCUGGUACUGCUGUCAUCAGGAAUGAACAAAGUGUGUAAGUUUUGAAUUGAAGGUGUUUUAGUUAAGGUUUUAUUCUAUGUCCUUCCUUUCAGGUAAAUAUCCCUUUAAUUAAUUAACCCUUCAGGUUUUCUCUAAGUGUGAUAGAGAACUUCAUUUUAGAAAGAGAAGUUUGUUUGAAAAUAAGCCCCCAUUUGAUAUUAGUUGCAUGGUUGUGUUUUUUGUUGUUUUUUUUUUUUUUUCUUGUACUGAAGCCUUGAGGUAAACAAAUGACUGAAAAACAAAAUACAUAGUUGGGUUGUUGGGGUUUUUUUUAAACUUGACUGAAGCAACUUUCAGUAUGUUAACCCUGGGCUCUGAACACUCACUCUCUUUAGGGCAAGAUAAGGACAAUGUCCAUUGUUGAUAAUAGGCAUUAUAGGAAUUAAUGGCUUGUUGACGUGGAAAUUUUAGAGCAUAUGUAACUGCCUGGAAUUAGAUCAGCAAACAGCAGAUGGGGAAAGAGAGAGGCUCUUUUUUAAGGGGCAAAGAGAAUUGAUGGAUAUUUCUGGGAUUUUUUUAAAUAAUAAGGCUUUUGGUGUGUUGCCUUCAGGAGACGGAUUUUAAUGUGGCCAGCAAACAGUGACAAAAACAUGUUUGUUUUCUUUUAAUUCCCACAGGAUAGAUCUAUCUGUGGAAACCUCUAUUUUAGAUGGAGGUACUUUCAUCUUUUGCUUUCUCUUCUUGGCUUUUGUCUUGAUGUGUAAUAUUUUUCUCCUCUUUUGAGGAAAAGAUGGGUAUUCUCAAGUUAGUCCUGUCAGUCCAGAUUGAGUUUACCAUAGCAUAGUAUUUUAUAGAUCUUUCUUUCAUGAAAAUCCGUUAGAGGUGAGUGUUUUACUCUGUCCAUUUGCAUUGUGAUAUUUUCUUGCCAUAAGAACAUUCCAUUUAAGUCCCACUGUUGUAGCUUUCGAGUAGAUCCCAAUCUAUUUUCUUUUUCUCAGAUUUCUUUAAAGGUGGUAUCUAUGUGUACAUGUUAGGACUUACUUCUCCCUAAAACACUCAGUUACAGAAAAAUUCUUGAAAACCCCACCACUUAGAUCAUAUUCAUUAGUAAAAAUGGCUACUACCUGUUUUUUUAAAAACUUCUUCAUAUUUCACUUCCCUGGGAAAUCUUUUAAAAUGUUCUGAUUAAAACAAAAACCUCAAACUGUGUGACACCACUGAUGAUAUCUAAGCUUCUGUGCCACUUGCACUGUAUGAUACUAGUGAUGGAUUCUGGGGAUCUCUCUCAUGGUUCAGCAUAUGGGAAAUGGUUUCAGAGUUUUGGGAAGAUGAUGGUUAUUUUCUGAGGUAAUUCCAUGUAGGCUGAAUGGUGCUGCAGCCGCUUUGCCUGGGACAUCUGGCAUGUCUGCGUGGUGAUCUCAGUUUUCCAGUCAGGUGUGCAGUUAUCAUGAGGCAUUCCUCAUCUCUCAUGUUCACAAUGCCCUGGGGACUGAAGAACUCUGAGAAGCCUGGAUAACUGGUGAGGUGACAGAUGAGGACUUGUGGCACAGGUGCUUUGGCAAGCAGCCCUAAAGCUUUGCCUGGACUUGGGCAAGGGGGGAGAAGAGAUGCCUUACAGUUGGAUUCAGCUUUCUCUGAUAAUUCGCGCACCACCAUACGACCUAGGACUAUAGAUACAAAAACACUGCUUUAAAGAUCUUUCUCAGUUUUAGAACUCUCCAUUCACAAAAUGGAGCUGGGUAGAUUGCAUUUCUUGCCAUUAACAGUAUUAUUCAACUUAUAUUGGAUUGGGGUUGUACCACCACAGGUUUUAUGUACUUGAUUUUAUUAAGGAAUUUUAUACCUAUUAUAUAGGCAUCUGUUCUGUUCAUGUCUGGCUUGCUAUUUGAUAAUCUAAUGCAGUACAUUCAGUGACGCUGGACUCUUUCAGAAAUUAUAUUGGUAAUUCCUGGUGCCUUAGUAAAAAAGUGGGUACAUAACACCUUGGUGGAAAAGUAAAGCAUGUGACUUGUUUCACCCCAGCAUGAUAUGCAUAUUUCUAAAAAGGUGAUUAAGAUGGCUGCCCCAAAAGAUUUUGGGAAUAUACCUACAUCACUUGGUCACAAACAUCUGAAUAUGAGCAAUUUUUAUGACUUCUGGUAUGUACAGUUUGAAUAGAUAAUCCUGGUAUACUUAGGCAACAACUUUGAAAGAUGGCAAUCAAAUAGCUGGACAUAUAACUUCUUACAGACGCCCCCAAAAGCUUGACAGUAGCUGCUGGUUAGAAAAUUGAGAGGGGAGUAGAGCAUAAAUGAGAGGAUGGCUUUGUAUUUUAAUGGACAAUGAAAAUAUAUAUUGCCUCUACCAGCAAACGGUUACCUUGCCAGGGAUAGGGAUAUGUGUUCCUGCGUGUCUGUGAGUGUGUAUGUGUCUGCGUGUGUUAUUGGAAACAGCCUGUAAAUAUUGUAGCUGUUUAAAAUGGAAAAGGCAGAGAGUUUUUUGCAACAUGUUGCAGCAAAAGGACAGUAUUGACAGUGAAGAAACACUGAGAAAUAAAAAACCUUUUUUCA
Molecule: messenger RNA, 11761 nt
Organism: Myiozetetes cayanensis
Lineage: Eukaryota; Metazoa; Chordata; Aves; Passeriformes; Tyrannidae
Gene: PCNX1
Product: pecanex 1
Exons: 36
Coding region: 116-7162 (2348 amino acids)
Cellular component (GO): membrane
Source: RefSeq, a predicted model, not a curated record